Molecule: messenger RNA, 1495 nt
Organism: Clarias gariepinus (North African catfish)
Lineage: Eukaryota; Metazoa; Chordata; Actinopteri; Siluriformes; Clariidae
Gene: entpd8
Product: ectonucleoside triphosphate diphosphohydrolase 8
Exons: 9
Coding region: 5-1495 (496 amino acids)
Biological process (GO): nucleoside diphosphate catabolic process
Cellular component (GO): plasma membrane
Molecular function (GO): GDP phosphatase activity; UDP phosphatase activity
Source: RefSeq, a predicted model, not a curated record
AGAUAUGAAGCUACAGUUAAAACCUGUGCUACUAGGUAUUGCAGUAGUAGCCGUAACAUGCAUGACCAUCAUCGCUCUAAUCCUCACCAUUGUCAAUCGUCAAACAGCAGAACUGCCGUACUCAACACAGUAUGGGAUGGUGUUCGAUGCAGGUUCCUCACACACAGCCCUUUUUAUGUAUCAAUGGCCAGGCAACAAAGAAAACAACACAGGAAUCGUCUCUCAGACUCUGACCUGUGAUGUAAAAGGUGGGGGUAUAUCCAGUUAUGUUUCAAAUCCCCCUGACGCUGGACAAAGCUUGAAAGAAUGCUUAGAUAUCGCAACGGCGACAAUCCCUGCAAGUCAGCAAAAGACAACUCCUAUGUACCUGGGAGCCACGGCAGGCAUGAGGCUUCUCAGUUUACAAAAUGUAACUCUGUCAGACCAAAUAAUGGAUGAAGUGACCAAAACUAUGAAGAGUUAUCCCUUUGAUUUUCGUGGGGCCAGAAUAAUCACGGGUAUGGAGGAGGGGGCAUAUGGGUGGAUCACCAUCAAUUAUCUUUUGGAGGGCUUUGUUAAGUAUGCAUUCGAUGGUAAAUGGAUUCACCCUAAGGCUGGGAAUAUUUUAGGAGCUCUGGACUUAGGCGGUGCAUCCACACAGAUUUCCUUCAUACCGAAAGAUAAAGUUAAAGACCCACAGUCUGCUUUUGACCUCCAGCUCUAUAACUACAAGUAUCAGUUAUAUACACACAGUUACCUGUGCUACGGGAAAGAUCAGGCUGUGAAGAAACUCCAGGCUUAUCUUCAGAAGACUACACCCUCAUCUGUUAUCGACCAUCCAUGCUACCACAGAGGCUACAACCUGACAUUAAAGCUGGGGGAUAUUUAUGACUCUCCCUGUGUGGUCAAGCCGACUCCGUAUGACCCACUGGUUAAGGUCACUUUCUCAGGGACUGGUGACUCUGCACACUGUAUAUCACUCAUUGAGAAGAUUGUAAAUGUGACAAACUGUUCGCUCUACCCAGACUGCGGCUUUAAUGGAGUUUACCAGCCUCCUGUCAAUGGAGAGUUUUUUGCUUUCUCUGCAUAUUUCUAUACAUUUGAUUUCCUUGGUCUUGCACCAAAGGCCCAGUUGUCUGUUGUCAAUUCAACCAUUGAGUCUUACUGCAACAAAACUUGGGAUACACUUUUGAAAGAAUAUCCACAAGUGAAGGAGAAGUAUCUCAGAGAUUAUUGUGUUUCAGCUCAAUAUAUUAUGGUUAUUCUUCUCCAAGGAUAUAAAUUUGAGUCGAACUGGGAUAAAAUCACCUUUCAAAAACAGGUGGCAGACACUGAUAUAGGCUGGACUCUGGGCUAUAUGCUGAACCUGACCAAUAUGAUACCUCCUGACCGCCCUCUAGUGGUGACAGGGGUCCAGACCAGUCAGUGGGCAGCAGAGGUGUUCUUCAUUGCCUUUGUCCUUUUACUCAGCCUGUUUAUUCUUACAAUUUUCUGUGUAUGGGGUUUCUCCUCAUAG